Diutina rugosa is the source of this 2517-nucleotide messenger RNA. RefSeq lists its product as uncharacterized. The transcript has a single exon. Lineage: Eukaryota; Fungi; Ascomycota; Pichiomycetes; Serinales; Debaryomycetaceae. The record is from RefSeq and is a predicted model, not a curated record. Bases 1 to 2517 code for a protein of 838 amino acids.
AUGGCCCUGGUCUACUCCCAGCUCUUCGACUCCACCUACGACAAGGAUGAGGGCCUCUAUAAGGUGCUUUUCACUACCCCCUUGGUCGAGGACGCCCUCCAGCGCACGAUAAUGCCCAAUAUCCAGCGGGUGGUCGAGGAGCGGUCCCAGUACAACCAGCAGGUGUUUGUCGACUUACUCCGCUACGGGGUCACGUUCUUCAACGAUGCUAUCCAGUACCAGACGCAAACGUCAGCUGACACCGCGUCAUCAGCUGAUGCCGCCUACGACGGUGACAUUACUCUACAAAAACAAGACUCCAACACCAACAAUACCCCCGUCAGACGACGCCAAUUUGAGGACAUUGACGACGAGCUCCGCGCAGAGCUCGUAGCCAAUAUCCUCCACACUGUCCAGACGUGGUUUCUCGUCGUUUACGACAGUAUCAAGUUGUUCCGCCGCGAUGGGCCCUCAGACCUUCUCCUCAUGCUUUUCGGCGAAAAAGGACCUUUGGACAGCUCUAUCAUCGAGGACUUGUUGGUACGGAUGAAGUGGGUGCUUCGGCAGGCGAUUGACGACAUUUCUACCGCCGACGACACCCCCGACGAGUACCUCCAAUUGCCGGUGAUUAAGGAGAUUAUCCUCGUAGUAGCGCUGAUGCUACGGUGCAUCUUCCUCCUGCUUGCCCAUAACCUGCUGCUGAUGCCGAUAAAACGGUUACUCGCUACGUUCGACGCUGUUGACUUCACUGAGUCGUUUAACCGGUUGCUUGUACUUACCGCAGCGGAAAAGUCUACUGAAGACGGCAAAGAAACGUUUCUCCCGCCGAAAAUCCGUCUCUCCGCAGAAACGUUGGUUAUUCUCUACAGCGUGAUCGGCUCGUUAGCCCACGUCGAGCGCCACAUCUCGUCCAGGGGGAAGCAAUUGCUGACCGUGGCCGCCGACAUCACCACCUUGGACAACGGCAUCACUCCGAGGCGAUCCCUCAUCACCAAUAAGGAAUACACCCGCGACUUGUUCCAGCGCGAGAUCGGCCUGCGCAUUAUUCCCAUUCUCGCCAUGGAAUUCAACUACGGCUACCUGUACCGGCCCGAUCUCCUUCUCCAGCAGCUUCCGCUGACGCUGUUCUUCGGCUGGCUCACGGGGAACACGUUUGGCAAGUCCAGCAUGUACGGCCAGUACGACACCCAGCGGCUUGUGACCAAUUUCGAGACUCCCGAGUGCGCUCUGCUUUCGAUUUAUGGUGACGAAAACGACCCUUACAUCGUCGAAGUACGCCACAUUCUCCAGACUAAAUUUGACCGCCGGCGCUACCAGCUGAAUACUAAGGAAUUCGACGACAUCUUGGAGAUGCCCGAGCUUCUCCCCAUUUCUCUCGUGUUGUUCCUGUUACUGGAUAACCCUACUUUCGUCGAGCAGCUUCUCACUCCCGAACUGCCCAUUACUCGCGCCAUUGAAGAUCUUGACCCAAUGGAAGACCGCGACAUGGGGGUAUUGGAGAUGUGGCUCUGCGUGGUGCUGUAUGUGUUGCAGUACCACUACCGCCUGCGCCACUUCCAGCUUAUCACUAAGCUCACUUUGUACACGGUAGCAAAGUUAUGCUCGCUGAGACCUUUACCUCUGGGCAUUGUACCUGCCACCAUGUUUGGCGCCUACCGCAUUAACGAGUUUAAGUGGAAGCUAUGCCAUCAACGACUGCCUAUAGUCCCCAUCGAUGAGGGCUCGUUUGGUAUCAAGCUGGCCCUCUUCUAUACUUUGGAUGUCCUCCAGAACUUAUUACGAUUCAAUCUCACCAAUAAGUUGAAACUUGAUAACUUCCAGGUGGCAGUGAACGUAAUGUAUCAGGUAGUCACCGAGAUCAAGAGAGAUACCUCCCUCGAGCUUGGCCAUUACCAUUGGGAUCAACUACGCCGGCUGAUAUUCAGUACCAUCCAAUUCUUUGUGAAGCAAAGAUUGUGGGAACUGUCCCAUUUCAUUAACCUACACCAAGAAGAUAACGUCAAGGCCGUCAUUGAAGAGCUUUUAGUGGUGGUCGACUCCACCUUGUGUCCCCGUUUCAGCUAUGUCGUUGAGGAGGAGGACCAGCUGAUGCUGAUCAACUACAACCUCGUGUACAACAUUCUCCUUCACUACGACUUGAUCAAAAUUGCCGAUGCCGAUGUGCUUGGGUCUUCGCUUGCGGCGCUGAUGCCUCGUCUCGCCCACUGUUUGCAUUACUUCGAGGAGAAGAUUCACCUUACGGAGGAGUCUAAGCUUCUGGGAGAAGAAAAGCUCAACAUGCAAGACUACAGUUACGACUCGUACCAGCUUAAGGAAAUGAUCAAUGGCUACCUUCUCGAUCGCGAUCUUGAGGUGGAAGUUCCCACAACACCUCCUACUUACCUGAGCAAGGAGACACUCAAGUAUGCUACUGGCAACUUCGAGUUGCUGGCGACAGACAGUCUUCAAAUCAUUAACUUUGCGUUGGCACCGGAUAACAAGCCGAUGCUGCGGUUCUUCCAGGAGCGUGCCGGCGAGGACCAGUAUCGUGUAAAGUAG